AUGAGAGAAAAACCAAUUCUUUAUAAGGAUAUCAAUGGAUUCAUAACAUGUUCGCUUUGCAACGGAUAUUUGAUCGACGCAGCAACAAUACCGGAGUGUUUACACACGUUUUGUAAAACAUGCAUUGCAGCUUACUUGGACAAUGAUGAAGAGGACAAUACACGAUGUCCAAAAUGUGAUUCAGUUAUUGAUCAUGUUAAUCCAUGGCGUGUCUUAGUUUUCGAUCGUACAUUACAGUCAAUUGCUUAUAAACUAGUUCCUCAUCUUUAUAAAGAGGAGAUUGAACGACAAAUUGCAUAUUGUAAGGAACGAGAUUUGCCAUAUCCACCUGCAUUAGUUGAAAAAUUACAAGAAAAACGUGAUGAGGAAGAACCACAAACGAUUCCAUCGAAUUCCGAUUUACAUAUCUAUGAUGAUCAAGUUGCGAUUUGUAUUGAAUCAAAGUCAAAAGAUCUCCAACCAUUACCACGUAAAUUUAUUAUCUGUUCAAGUAACGCAACGGUGACACAUUUAAAAAAAUUAUUGGCAAAAAUGAUACUUGAAGAUCCAUGUCAAUAUAGAAAGAUUGACAUCUACUUGGAUGAACAGAUCUUAGGCAAAGAUCAUACGAUGCGCUUUAUUUCCUUGACUAAAUGGCGUUAUAAAAUGCCGCCUAUUUGUUUAACAUACAGCGUAUCAGGAGACUGA
Molecule: messenger RNA, 687 nt
Organism: Adineta ricciae
Lineage: Eukaryota; Metazoa; Rotifera; Eurotatoria; Adinetida; Adinetidae
Source: the annotation of a GenBank genome assembly